Messenger RNA from Diabrotica virgifera virgifera (western corn rootworm), 4459 nucleotides. It is a transcript of the gene twisted, whose product is annotated as protein O-mannosyl-transferase 2. Gene Ontology annotation, biological process: protein O-linked glycosylation via mannose. The record is from RefSeq and is a predicted model, not a curated record. Bases 275 to 2383 code for a protein of 702 amino acids. Lineage: Eukaryota; Metazoa; Arthropoda; Insecta; Coleoptera; Chrysomelidae. Gene Ontology annotation, molecular function: dolichyl-phosphate-mannose-protein mannosyltransferase activity. The transcript has 15 exons. Gene Ontology annotation, cellular component: endoplasmic reticulum; membrane.
UAAUUGACAGUGACGUUUACCUAACCCCAUAUCGUUUCAAAAACAAAAACAAACCGCUGCACCGAUAAUUAGAAAUACAUGUAAAACAUGCUAAUACCUCUCUGCUAAAAUGUUUUAAGUUUAAUUAUACGUAUGAAUGCCUAAAACGUAACAUGAAAUUCCAUAAAAAUAAUUUACAUUCAUAUGAAAGUGAGACAUAUGGAAUUUAAAACAAAACUAACGGGACUUUCUUUAUUUCCACGUCUGCAUAUAUGUAAGAUUGUUUAAUAUCUGCAUGAGUUUAAAAUUCAGCAAUAAAAUGGCACAGAAAAUAAUUGAUAAAGAAUCAAAGAACUGGUGGUUUAUAUUUGGAAUUGUUUGUUUGUUAACAAUUGCUACAAGAUUUUAUAAAAUUAGUGAACCUGAUCAUGUUUGUUGGGAUGAGACACAUUUUGGUAAAAUGGGAAGCUGGUAUAUCAACAGAACCUUUUUCUUCGAUGUGCAUCCACCAUUAGGGAAGAUGCUUAUAGGUCUUUCUGGAUAUUUGACAGGAUACGAUGGAAAAUUUGCUUUCGAUAAACCUGGUGACAAAUAUGAAAAUACGUCAUAUCUGGGAAUGAGGAUGUUUUGCAGUGCUCUUGGAUCAACCAUUGUACCAAUGGCUUUCAUAGCAGUAGAUGAGAUGACGGAUAACAUAUCUGCAGCAUUGUUUUCAUCGUUAUUAACUUUAUUUGAUGUGGGACUUAUUACUCUUUCUCAGUAUAUCCUUUUGGAUCCACUCCUUUUAUGUUUUAUGAUGGGCAGUUUUAUGGGAGCUGUUAAAGUAUCAUCACAAAAAACUGAAGAAUUUUCUCCAAAAUGGUGGUUUUGGUUAACUUUUACUGGAACCAUGUUAGCCUGUUGUAUAUCUGUGAAAUUUGUAGGAUUAUUUGUAGUGUUGCUAGUGGGAUUAAUGACAAUAUGUGACCUCUGGAGAAUAUUGGGCGAUAUGGGCAAACCUGUGAGCCAUACCUUAAAAAAUCUAGUUGCAAGAGCCCUGUGUUUGAUUCUUCUUCCAAUUAUUCUCUACAUCACAUUUUUCUACAUUCACUUACGAGUUUUGAAUAGAAGUGGUAAUGGGGACGGAUUUUACAGUUCUGCCUUCCAAUCACAACUCAUUGGCAAUAGUUUGCAUAAUGCAAGUAUGCCUCAUCAAGUAGCUUAUGGGGCAAUUAUUACUCUUAAAAACCAUCGGACUGGAGGAGGUUACCUUCACUCACAUUUUCAUUUAUACCCCGAAGGAGUUGGAGCUCGGCAACAACAGAUUACUACCUAUACUCACAAAGAUGAUAACAAUAAAUGGAUCAUAAAAAAAUUUAACUCUGAAUCAGCUGAUGGAAUUGAAAUAAUAAAAAACGGAGAUUUAGUUCGUUUAGAACACAUUCCAACCAAACGCAAUCUACAUUCACAUAAAGAACAGGCACCGAUCACAAAAAAACAUUUUCAGGUGACAGGUUAUGGUGAGAAUGGAACUGGUGAUGCAAACGAUGUCUGGAGAAUAACUAUCACAGGAGCUAAAAUUGGAGCAGAAGUUACUGCUGUCACUAGUAAAUUAAAAUUUGUACAUUACUUGCAAUCGUGUAUUUUAACCACUAGUGGAAAACAACUACCAAAAUGGGGUUACGAACAGCAAGAAGUCACUUGCAAUCCCAAUCUAAGAGACCAAAAUGGAUUAUGGAACGUUGAGGAAAACAUCUUCGAAAAAUUGCCCAAUGUAAGUUUUGAAGUAUACGCUCCAAGAUUCCUUGAAAGAUUUCUUGAGUCACACGCAGUGAUGUUCCAAGGAAAUGCCGGUUUAAAACCAAAGGAAGGAGAAAUAACAUCUCGCCCGUGGCAAUGGCCGAUAAAUUACAGAGGCCAAUUUUUUUCUGGAACCCAAUACAGAAUAUAUCUUUUAGGAAAUCCUGUAAUAUGGUGGGGAAAUUUAGUAUUUAUUGCAGUAUUUGUGAUUGUUUUUGGACUAAAUGCUAUCAAAUUAGAAAGAGGUUACAUCAAAUCUUCCGAUGACACCCAUAAAAAGAAAUUAGUAGCUUGUUCGUGGCUGUUCAUAGGAUGGAUGUUACAUUAUAUACCAUUUUGGGCUAUGGGUCGGGUCCUGUACUUUCAUCAUUAUUUUCCUGCUCUUUUAUUUAGUUCAAUGAUCACAGGUAUACUGAUUGAUUAUUUACUAGAAGAAAUCCCAAGCUAUUUUCCAACAUCAUAUUCAAAAAUAAUUUACCAAAUGCUUCUGGGAAUUAUAUUGUCAACAGCUACUUACAGUUUCUAUCUGUUUGCUCCUCUUGCCUAUGGAAUGGUAGGUCCGUCAUCAAAUGAACCGAACUCUACUAUGGCUGGACUAAGAUGGAUAGAGAGUUGGGAGUUUUAAAAAAUAAAUUAGUUUACUUAGUAUAAGAUUGUUCAAUUGAAACAUAUCUUUGGUCAGGAUAUUUCUACCUUCUGCGGGCAAAGUCAUGGUGACAUGUUUUUUAAACCAUGAAGGACCCUCGCUCAUGGAGUUUACGGAACUUAUAGUGCAUAUUAACGAAAACCUGUAUAAUGAAACUUUAAGAAAGGUGUUUUGAAUUCAAGUAAAAUAAUAUGUUUAAAUCCAUUCUUGGAUGAUUCGGGUAUAAUAAGGGUAGGAGGAAGAAUACAGAAUGCUGAGGUAGGGUACGACCAAAAGCAUCCGAUUAUACUGUCGAAAUCACAUAAGUUAACAAGACUCAUAAUACAAAACGAACACUAUCGGAAUUUGAAUGCGGGUGCGCAAAUGUUAUUAAAUAUUGUAAGAUUAACUUACGUAGGAGCGUGUUACUUGGGUAGGAGCGUGGUACGGGAUAUAUUACGUAAGUGCAUAACGUGUUUUCGGGCAAAGCCCGAUCUUAAACAAAAAAUGGGAAAUUUACCGGCUAGUCGCAUAACUCCUAGUAAACCUUUUGAACGGCGUGGCGUUGACUAUGCAGGUCCGUUUCAUAUAAGGGCUCAUAAUCUUAGAGGGCAAAAUAUUAUUAAGGGGUAUUUGUGUAUUUUUGUUUGUCUGGUGACCAAGGCUUUUGGAUUUUUUUGCAUUUGGAGUUGGUCAAUGACUUAACUACUCAGGGAUUUUUGAAUUGUUUUAAAAGAAUUAUAUCCAGAAGGGGUUUACCACGGGAUAUAUAUUCGGAUAAUGGUAGUAACUUUGUAGGGGCUAACAACCACCUUCAGGGUUUAUUUAAUUUUUACGGGAUAGGGUAAAUGAAUGUGCGUUUGCUAGAUACUUUUCUGAAUUGUCUAUUAACUGGCAUUUUAUACCAAAGUAUUCUCCACAUUUCAGUGGUUUAUGGGAGGCAGCUGUAAAAUCGGCAAAGUAUCAUUUGAAAAGGGUUGUUGGGGACACUAGUCUCACCUAUGAUGAAUUGAAUACGGUAAUUACGCAGAAUGAGGCCUGCUUAAAUUCCCGUCCUUUGACCCCUCUUUCUGAGGAUCCUACUGAUUUUAAAGUUCUCACUCCUGGGCAUUUUUUGAUUGGUUGUCCAUUGGUGGCGUUACCGCAAGAGAACAUUCUACAUCUGAAUACGGGCCGUAUUCAAAGGUUUCAAUUGGUAACGCAGAUGAUGCAACAUUUUUGGAGUCAAUGGUCCAAGGGUUAUCUGGCUAAUUUGCAAGAAAGAAAUAAAUGGCGUUCUUUAUCUGACCAGAUUAAACCCGGGCAAAUAGUAAUUUUGGAGGAAAGUAAAUAGUAACCACCCAUGAAAUGGUCUUUGGCAAGGGUAAUGGAGGUGCAUCCUCGAAAAGACGGUAUUUUGCGGGUAGUGACGCUUAAAACGAAUAAUGGACACUUCAUUAAACGUGCGGUGGCAAAAAUUUGCGUGUUAAUAUAAUAGUCUCCCGUUUUAUACCGCACGCGGCUUUGGGAGUAUAGCAGGGUAGUCUGCUAUAUCUAGGGCCUACGGUAUACAAGGAAGGUAACAGGACCAGUGCUACGCUUCAACCGCCUAUUAUUACCCCUGGUUUUCCCCAAGGUACUCAUUUUAUUCAGGCUGAGUCGACCUGGGGCCUAUAGACAUUUUUAAAAAUAUCUAGUUGUUCUUGCCGGCGGUAGGAUUUGAACUCCGGACCACCGGCAUGCGAGGCAAGCACACUACCACCUGCGCUACGCGGCCCCACGUGUUACCGAUGGAUAAUUAGACAUAGGGGAAAGAGAAACUUUCGUUUGUUUUAGGACAUCAUUUUUGGCUUUAGGUUAUAUUGUUACAUUGUUUUGUUGGUAUAAUAGGAACUUUAGUUUUAAUUAUCUUGAAAGACUGUGCUUUCAAGGAGGGGCGGCAUGUUCGCUGCAAUAUUUAAUGAAAUGUCCUGAGACGGUCCUGCCUGCGUGCAAAUAUGGCUUAUUAGCGACAGGUUCAUUUUUUAGUUAGUCCAUUUGUUGUCUUCAAAGAGUUCACAUGUCUUAGUAAUAAAAAUAUAUAAUACAGUCCACUUA